Gastrolobium bilobum is the source of this 3058-nucleotide messenger RNA. RefSeq lists its product as uncharacterized. The coding region runs from base 191 to 3058 and encodes 955 amino acids. NCBI's taxonomy places the organism in Eukaryota, Viridiplantae, Streptophyta, Magnoliopsida, Fabales, Fabaceae. The record is from RefSeq and is a predicted model, not a curated record. The transcript has 3 exons.
AAAGAAAAUAUGCGAAGAUGAACGAAGAAGAAAGAAUGAAAAUGAUGAUGAUGAUGAUGAUGAUGGAGGAUUAUCACAAAUAGUGGCCUCAUUGCAAUAAUUGCCAGAGCAAGGGAGAAACUUCUCUGCAGCAUUAGCUUAUGGGUGAAACAUCAGAGUGAAGACUGAAGUUUUGAGUGUAUAAUGCGCCAUGCCAAUCAAUAUACAGCAACGUAAUGGGUUGUUGAAACCUGAUGAAGACAUGGGAUUCAGUUUAGAGCUAAGAAAGAUCAACUCAAAACGGCAUAGCAGCUCAAAGACAGCUAAAGAAUGUUCUGCAUUGCCCCAAUCAAAUCGAAGUUUAAAGGAUGCAGAUAAGUUGAAGUCAAAGAGUGGUGUUGGUCCACAACACAAUGAUCUCAAACAAAAAGCAAAGCAGAAUGCAGAAGGGAGUGUUCAGAAUGUGAAGAGAAAUGCAACUGAAAGUGAUGAGCUUGUCAAGCACAUGUCUAAUUUGCCAGGUUAUCUCCUGCGUACUGAUAGAGUAGAAAACUCUCAAGAGAAGGCUUUCAAUGUUGGUGUUCUAGAUUGGUCUCGACUCGAGAAAUGGAAGCACAAGCACAAGCAUAUCCCAGUACUAGCGAGCAAUUUCACAUCAUUCAAUAGCAGUAAACCACCAUCAAGAACAGCCACCAAAUCAUGUACCAGUCUUGAUGAUAAAAAAGGUUUGCUUUCUUCAGAUAUCAGGCCAUCUUAUAGGGAAUGCCUUCCUGAAAGUACCAAACUUCCUUUUCAGAAUGUCAAACAAUUUGAAUCUUCUAAAAGUGGAACUAAGAGCAUUGGAGAUGAACGGAGAAUGACACCAAGGGAAUUUGAGUCCUUUGGCAAAACUCAUUCAGAUAUAUCGCUUGAAAAGAAGAGGAGGAAUGACUAUAGUAAAAGAACUUCACAAGUAAGGCACCACGGGGUCUCAUUUGUUCUUGAUGAACAUGCAAAUGGUAGGGAUGGUGGAGUUAAGAAGAACAUGGAGGGUUUGCAAGAGUAUAAUCACAAGAAAAAAGAGAGAAAUGAUGAGUCCAGGUCUUAUAUGGGACAGCCAUCAGUAAAAUCAAAUAACAAAGGGGUCACAUUCAGUUCUAAGAAAAUGAGUUCCAGUAACAGUGAAACUAGGAAAAAGGUGGAUCAGUUGCAGGAGUCAGAUUUUGACAUUGGUGGCAAACAUCACCAUAGCAAGCCAAGUAAUAUUGUGCUGCUUUAUCCCCAAGAAGUUCCCAAAUCAAGUUCUUCAGAGGAUUUUCGGCUUUCUGAAUUAAGAACAUCAUCUGAUGAAAAAUUUUCAGAAUCAAGCCAAAGUAGUUUGUCAUACGUUUCCCUUCCUGAUGAGGUUUACCCUGAAGAUGGAUGUUCUGAAAUCCCACUUUCAUGUCCACUGCCGCGAUCCAUGGUUGAGCUUGCUUCUUCUUCAGAAACAAUGCGACACAGCAUAGAUGCUGAUCUGGGUAUAGAUCGUUCUUCUAUUGUGUCUGAGACACCUGCUUCCAUAAAAAAUAAGAUGUCUACUCUGCAUUCUAUAGAUGCUUGCUUUGGAAAGUAUGUUGUAGACACUAAGCUGAAAAAUCAGUGUGUUUUCAGUAAUUUGAAGGAAUCACUGGACCAAGAAACCGCUGAGCUGACAGCUCAGAAGGAAAUGACUCCAUCCCACAACCGUAGGUUUAGCUUCAGCUUAAGUCGGAUUGGAAGAAGUUUCAGUUUCAAAGAGGGUUCCACCCUUCCACAAGUUAGCUCUAUGUAUGUUAGUGCAAAGUCUGGUCCAGUGACACCUCAAUCUUCUGGUCGUUGGGAUAAUCCAAUCAAAGAAAAAGCAAAUAGUCAUAACAGAACCAAAUCCAGCCCAUUGCGGAGGUUAUUAGACCCUAUAUUGAAGCAUAAGGCAUCAGACACAAACCAUUCAGCUGAAAGCAGUCAUAAGCGAAAGGGAAGCAUGAAUUCAAUCAGCUUCAGGACAAGCAGUGUCAAUGUCAAUGAAUCACUGAAUACAGAAAAGAGCAUGGGGUCAUCAAUUCAAGGCCUCUUGCAGCUUACAAUAAAAAAUGGAGUGCCUUUGUUUAAAUUUGUGCUCAACAAUGAAAGAAAGAUUUUUGUAGCUACCAGGAAUAGCUUGGCAUCAUCACAGGAGAAGGAUGAUUUAGGCUGCUGUUUUACAUUUUACCUGGUUAAUGAAAUUAAGAAAAAGAGUGGUGGAUGGAUAAGUCAUGGAAGUAAAGAAAAAAGCUGUGGCUAUGCCUACAAUAUUGUUGCUCAGAUGAAGUUUUCUUGCUCUAAAAUCACUGAACCAAUCAAUCAGAACUCCAAGAGACAUCUUAUGGUUAAAGAAUAUGUCCUAUUGGGUGUUGAAAUUGGCCAGCCUGAUCAAGGACCACCAAAGUUCAUCCAGAGCAAAGAGCUUGGAGCUGUUGUUAUUGAGACCCCAUGUGAAAGCUUAAGCAGUGAAGGACUGUAUAGUGAUACGAAUUUCCUGAAGAAAGGAUGCUUGGAGUGCUUGUCAGACGAAGGAUGCUUGUGCAUUUCUGGAGAAAACGAUAUCUCCGGUAGCAGUACCGUUAUACUUCCAGGUGGUGUACAUGGUUCACCAAACAAAGGUGAACCUUCACCAUUGAUCUAUCGAUGGAAAACUGGGGGAUCAUGUGAUUGUGGGGGUUGGGACAUUGGUUGCAAACUGCUUGUGCUCUCCAACCAGAAGCAAGGUUCAAAUAUUCCAAAAAGUUUUAAAUCAUACCAUGAUGGUUUUCAACUUUUUGUUCAGGAAGGAGGUGAGCAAGACACACCCCAUUUCACUUUGUUGCCACUGAAGGAUGAUGAAUUUUACUCAGUUGAAUUCAAUUCAGCAAUCAGUCAUUUACAGGCAUUCUUCAUUUCUGUUGCUAUUUUAAGCUGCCAAAAACUACCAGGUUCUUUGGAAAUGGGUAGCAUGCAUGAAAAGAACCUUAAGGAAUCCAGUUCCAAGAACAGCAGACUUCAGGGGAAAGCACCAGUAAAAUAUACUCCAAUUCCACCACUCUCUCCUGCUGGCAGAGUUUAA